Molecule: messenger RNA, 408 nt
Organism: Seminavis robusta
Lineage: Eukaryota; Bacillariophyta; Bacillariophyceae; Naviculales; Naviculaceae
Source: the annotation of a GenBank genome assembly
AUGCCACCGACUGGUUCCGGUCUACAAGCCAACAUUGCCUGUGAACCCGUCCUGGAUGUGCCAAGUGAGAUUGUGGAAGUGCGCUACAAAGUUCCCUUUGGUCUGAAUGUGGAGCCACAAAGGGGCCUGGCUGUUUGCACCCAAGAUGGUGAAGGCGGGGAGAAAGUAGGCGAUGUUUUGCGGUAUACGUCCCAGUGGAAGAUGGGUUUGCCAAAAGGAGACGGCCUGCUAACCCAAGCUGCCGCUUUUUCGGGUGGUCUCUCCUGGCAGUGCACCAUGUUCAACGUUAUGAAAGCCAAGGAGUGGGGUGAGGUUGUGGAAGCAUUGCUAUCGAACGAACAGAGUCGCACGGAUGAAGUCGUCCUGCUAUUUGAGCGAGCAGUCUCAGCAACUGGUGACGAACAAUGA